UGAUCCAGUUGUUAGGAGGUUCAAUACGGAAGAAGACAGUAGACGCACAGAGGAAUCCGAGGAGAAGCAGAAGGAAGGUUCUAUUCAAGAUCACUCCUUUCAAUCUGUAAACAAACACAGUGAUCACCUGUGGAGCGCUUUAGAACUAGCCGAAGCCGUGGGCGGGGAGGUUAUUCAAUGGGGUCCACCAGGGACAGUCUCAACAGACACCCAGAAAUUGGUGCCCGGCCAGUGGUUCUUUGCCCUCAUCGGACCGAACUUUGAUGGCCACAAAUUUAUCCACAAGUCAUUGGCGCUUGACAAGGGAUGCAUCGGUGUCGUAGGAAACAGAAUGUGCGACGAUUGGCCUGCCGGCUUCAUCAAGGUAGAAGGUGACACCAUGGUUGCCCUCGAGAAGUUGGCUCGGUAUGCUAGGGAUCGUUUUCGUGGAUUAGUGAUCGGUUUGACUGGAAGUGUGGGGAAAACGACUACAAGAACCAUGAUAGCCCACGCCCUCGAGAGCCUUGGAAAUGUCUAUCAGACUCCGGGUAACUUAAAUUAUAUUGUUGGGGUUGCGUUAACGGUGAGUGCAAUUUCUUUGGAUGUUGCGGCUGCGGUCGUGGAGCUGGGGAUGAGCGGUCAGAGAGGAGAGAUUUUGAAGAUGGCUCGAAUGUGUCGUCCUCGCGUGAGAGUUGUGUUGAAUGUGGGUCAUUGUCAUAUGGAGCAUUUCAGGACUUUGGACGAUGUUGCGAGAGCCAAAGGAGAGCUGUUAACGGAGGCUGAGCCUGGGGAUAUUUGCGUGUUGAACGCUGAUGAUCCCUUUGUUAUGAACAUGCCUGUUGCAGAUGGAGUCAAGAAGGUGCUUUUUGGCCGGAGAAUAGGAUGUGAUGUGCGUCUAGUUUUAGCUGAAUGCGUAGAUGGAGGUCGUGCAGUUCGUGUAGUCCUAGAGAGUAAGAGUGAGAUGGUCGAGUUUAAAUUGCAUGGUCCUGGUUUGCAUUUAGCUGUGAAUGCUUGUGCUGCUGCUGCGGUUGCUGCUUCAUUAGGAGUACCACUUCCUCAGAUUGGAAAAUCAUUAUCAAAGUUCAGACCUGUUCAUAUGAGAUCACAGAUGGAAGUCUCCCAGCAUGGCAUCACAAUCAUCAACGAUACAUACAAUGCUAGCCUCCCCAGCAUGAUUGCAGCGAUCAAUUCACUUUCAUCGAUUGAUUGUUGCGGACGAAAAAUUGUGAUACUUGGAGACAUGUUAGAACUUGGUGAAGAAGAAGGAAGGACGCAUGAACUGGUUCUUAAACUCUGUUGUGAUGCUUGUCUCAGUAUAAUCAUCCUUGUUGGGGAUAGAUUUCUUUCAGGUGCUACAAGUCUAAAUCUUGUGGGAAGGUCGAAUAUAAUCUGUGUGCCUGACUCAGCAUUCCUUGUGCCGAAAGUUUCAGAAUUUGUGGCACCUGGAGAUGUUGUUCUGGUAAAAGGAAGUCGUGGGAUGAAAAUGGAAAAGGUUGUCGAUGCAAUUAUGGUGAUAGAAGACUGAAGGACUUGCCAUCUAUGUGAACCUCUCCAUCUACGAUAUGCUUUGUAAGGGUAAUUUGAACUCACCUCUGUAUCUCAUGGUAAAAGCCUUCUGAGAACCUCUUUUAA
This is a messenger RNA of Asparagus officinalis (garden asparagus), 1611 nucleotides long. RefSeq names its product UDP-N-acetylmuramoyl-tripeptide--D-alanyl-D-alanine ligase-like. Gene Ontology annotation, molecular function: UDP-N-acetylmuramoyl-tripeptide-D-alanyl-D-alanine ligase activity; ATP binding. The transcript has 3 exons. Gene Ontology annotation, biological process: biosynthetic process; cell wall organization. The coding region runs from base 332 to 1504 and encodes 390 amino acids. The record is from RefSeq and is a predicted model, not a curated record. NCBI's taxonomy places the organism in Eukaryota, Viridiplantae, Streptophyta, Magnoliopsida, Asparagales, Asparagaceae.